Molecule: messenger RNA, 692 nt
Organism: Morone saxatilis (striped sea-bass)
Lineage: Eukaryota; Metazoa; Chordata; Actinopteri; Moronidae
Product: voltage-dependent calcium channel subunit alpha-2/delta-4-like
Exons: 10
Coding region: 18-692 (224 amino acids)
Cellular component (GO): voltage-gated calcium channel complex
Molecular function (GO): voltage-gated calcium channel activity
Source: RefSeq, a predicted model, not a curated record
CAGCCAUUGGAGUCCAGAUGACUCUGGAGAUGAUGGAGUCCAGAUUCUGGGCCAUUGCAGCACAGCCAAAUGACACAGAUUGCUCUAAUGUAGAGGGGAGUUGUCCACUUCGUUGUGAAAACAUGGAUAUCAACUGUUACGUGAUUGACAAUAAUGGCUUUGUCAUAAUUUCCGAACAGCGCAAUGAUGCGGGAAGAUUCUUUGGCGAGACUGACGGAUCAGUGAUGACCACACUAAUCCGAAUGGGCAUGUUCAAAAGGGUGUCCUUGUUCGACUACCAGGCCAUGUGUAAGAUGAACUUGCACUCUGUCAGCAGCGCCCGUCCACUUCUCAGUCCAUUCUAUGGUUUGGCUUCAGCCCUCAAGUGGUUCCUCUCCAACUUCCUAUUGUUUCUACUGGAGUUUAAUAUCUGUGGCUUCUGGCACACAGAGCAUUUCGCUGACGCCUCAGCUCAUAAGAAAAAAGGGGACAUCCUGCAGCCGUGCGACACCGAGUACCCCAGCUUCGUCUACGAGCCGUCAGUCAAAGAGACCAACAGCAUUAUUAAGUGUGGACGCUGCCAAAAGAUGUUUGUGGUGCAACAGAUACCAGACAGCAACCUGUUGAUGUUGGUGGUGCAAGCAGACUGUGACUGCUCCAGACAUUACCCACCCAUCACCAUGGAGCCCAAGGAAGUCAAAUAUAUCCUUUGA